UAUAACCAUCGAACCGGAUACUCAUCGACACAGCGACUUCGGAGUGCGUUUGCGAGAGGUCUGGGUCCAUUCAUCCGAGGGAACACCGUUUCCCCCUAAUAUUUAUAUUAUAACUUAAACGUAUAUCUCUAGUUAAAUAGGUAUUUUUGUAUUUAAUUGUAUAUAAUAACUUAAGUGAUUGUAUUUAAACUGUUUAAAUACACCAUUUUACACUUCGUGAAUUUAAUUAAAUUUUUUGGUUCACGAAAAGGGUAUUUUUAAGGGCAUUUUUUCAUUCGGAGGAUUUUUAAAUCUGUCUACUGUCGUCAGUAAGAAUGAACCAAACGGCACCUAAGACGGAAACGACCCAUCUGAACCCAUCGGCAGUGCGCAGUAACCCCGACACGUCCAGCAGCCCUCAGCACAAUUUUGCCCUGGAAAAACAGUUAAUGCGCAGUCCUGAUGAAGGUGAUGCAGAGAAUCAGAACUUCCUCCAUGAUCAUCAGCUGGGGAAAAAGAAAUAUGAAACGGAAUAUCAUCCUGGUACGACCUCCUUCGGGAUGUCCGUCUUCAACUUGGGUAACGCCAUCAUGGGCAGUGGCAUCCUGGCCCUGUCCUACGCCAUGGCCAACACGGGCAUCGCCCUGUUCGUGAUACUCCUCGUCUCAGUUUUAAUAUUCUCCCUUUACUCUGUGCACCUGCUGCUGAAAACGGCCAAUGAAGGAGGUGCCUUAGUUUACGAACAGUUGGGCUACAAAGCUUUCGGCCUGCCUGGAAAACUGGCUGCUUCGAUAUCGAUCACCGUGCAAAACAUUGGAGCCAUGUCCAGCUACCUCUACAUUGUGAAGUAUGAACUGCCAGAAGUCAUCCAGGCUUUCUUGGGGAUGCACGAAAACUCGGGAGAAUGGUACCUCAACGGUGACUACCUGAUGCUAAUCGUCUCCUUUGUGCUCAUCUUGCCCCUGUCACUUCUAAGAAAUCUCGGUUACCUUGGAUAUACCAGUGGUUUCUCCUUACUCUGCAUGGUCUUCUUCCUGAUUGUGGUUAUCUACAAGAAGUUCCAGAUUACUUGCAGCAUGCUGAACAAGGACUCAGAGAACGUCACCCUGGGCAUCGCUGAUUCUCACUCGGAGCAGAACCUCACAGCCUACGAAGAUGAUGCUUGCACGCCAAAAUACUUUGUCCACAACUCUCAGACGGCAUAUGCUAUUCCUAUCCUGACCUUUGCCUUCGUGUGCCACCCUGCGGUGCUGCCCAUGUACGAGGAAUUGAAAGAUCGCUCCCGUAAGAAGAUGCAGAACGUGGCCAACGUCUCCUUCCUGUCCAUGUUCAUCAUGUACCUCUUGGCUGCCCUGUUUGGCUAUCUCUCCUUCUACGGCAAUGUAGAACCAGAGCUGCUUCACACCUACCGCAGAAUCUUCAAAUUCGACGUGGUCCUCCUCAUCGUGCGCCUGGCCGUCCUGACCGCAGUCACCUUGACCGUUCCUGUUGUGCUCUUCCCAAUCCGCACCUCUGUCAACCAACUGCUCUGCGCCUCCAAGGAUUUCAGCUGGAUCCGGCAUGGCAUCAUCACCUUCAUCCUCCUGGGCGGCACCAAUGUGCUCGUCAUCUUCGUGCCCAGCAUCCGGGACAUCUUCGGCGUCAUUGGAGCGUCUGCUGCUGGCAUGCUGAUCUUCAUCCUUCCAUCUGCAUUCUACAUCAAGCUGGUGAAGAAGGAGCCAAUGAACUCUAUCCAGAAGAUCGGGGCUGUCCUCUUCUUGAUCCUGGGGUUUGUUGUCAUGAUCAGCUGCAUGUCCCUGAUUAUGCUGGACUGGUUUCACAACACCAACAAAGAAGUCGGUCACUAAGUGGCCACAUCUCCCCUCCCCCGCCCUUAGCAGCCUCGGAUAGGGGGUGGGGUGCUAGCAGCUACCCCACAGCUGCCCCCCGCAGUCUCCAAAACCACCGGGCUGGCGGUCACAUUCUGGAGACCACAGGUGGGACUGGAAGGAUUGCAGUUGGAAACUUACUGAAGCACAACCCUGGGCAGCGUCCUGUACCAUUCUGAAAGAAUGUGUUUGACAAUGUACAGUAUUCAUUUAGACCACAUGGAUGGUAUUCUGGUAACUUUUGUUCUUUUUUUCAUUGUUGUUGUUGUGGUACAGUGCAAGCUUUUUAUUGUGCCUCUUGACUGAAUAUGGAAGUUGCUAUUUAAAAAACAAAACAAAACAGAAGGUCAGUUGUAUCUCAACAGAAAAAUCCCCCUCCCUCCCCCUGAAACUGGAAGUAUCCAGAAGUCAUGGCAUGGGACCCGUACAUAGCGUAUAUUUAACUGGGCUUCAAAACUGCUGGGGAUGCUGUUUCUGUAUAGACACUAAGUCGAAACUGUAAACAUUUGCCAAAAAAUACUGUAGAACUCAUUUGGAUUUAAAGCACUUAAUGUCCAGACUGCUCCAAAUUCCUUUUUUCUUUUGUUCAUGGGUAGAUGUUAAUGCCAGUGUUUUUCCCAUAUGUGCCGCAAGAACAUCUAGCUGUCAGGUCAGCGUUACAUGAAGUGAUAUUUAGUGUAUUAUUACCACAUUAUAUAGUAUUGUUACCCUGUGCUUGAGACACACACCAUUAUACUCACGGUGGAGAUGUGUCAACACGCUGACAGCUUAGCGUGAAAGGCAUCACAUCGCCUCAUGUAGAUGUACUACAUCUGCAGAUGUAGGGUACGGUCUGGUAGGAAACACUGCAUGGGGGAGCGAGAGGGAUGGGGUCCAUCCUGACCCGUGACUUGUAUUACUUGAAACUAGCCGUGUACUGAACCAGUACUGUACUUAAAGACUGCAUUCUGGGAGUCCGUUAAGACUGGGUUACCUUGCUCUGUGAAGAGUAAGGGGUCAGUUAUUCACCCAGAUAGCAUUUUACUUGAGACGCAGUGCUCGGAAGCAUAUAUCCCAGGUUGAAAUCCUGGAGUGUGUGACUUAAAAGGCAGCCCUGUCUCAUAGUACUACUGUGUUUUUGAAUGUUAUUAUUUUUUUUUGUAUACGCACAGCAUACAUCAGUGCUUCCAAAACGUCGGUCACCCGUCAUCAAACUUAGUCACCACUUAUUUUAGCAACACCAUAAAGGUGUAUUUACAAUGUAUUUACUAUAUAUAAUAUGUAUAUAAUGUGUAUAUAUAUUAGUGAAAUGUAUAUAUGCUGGAUUUUGUUUUGCUUAUGUGAAUUUACUAAAGGAGGUAAACGGUUGGAAUUUCCUAAGCCCCCCCGCCCCCAUAGGCACAAACAGUGGUACAGUACAACUUAGCAUAAUGGCUUUGUAGUAGAAGUAGCCGGCCGUCACACCAGCGCCUGCCAUUAUUAGACACUGCUGAGAAGAAGCCUCCCUCGCCACUGUAAAGCUAGGAGUUGUUUGUGUGUUGGAUCUGCAUACGUGUUCACUGUUAGACGUGGGCCCUGCGAUGUCUGCUGGGAUUUAGACUGUUCUAUGUGAGCUAUGUAGUUUCUUUCCCCUGGCACAGAGAAAUAAACUCGGUGCUAAACUGCUGAUCCUGUUUCAAUGAAACAUACUCUAUCUUGUUUAAUUAUUAAUAAAGCAAUUGAAUUCUCCCUA
This is a messenger RNA of Paramormyrops kingsleyae, 3558 nucleotides long. RefSeq names its product sodium-coupled neutral amino acid symporter 2-like. Lineage: Eukaryota; Metazoa; Chordata; Actinopteri; Osteoglossiformes; Mormyridae. Gene Ontology annotation, biological process: amino acid transmembrane transport; L-glutamine transport. Gene Ontology annotation, cellular component: plasma membrane. The record is from RefSeq and is a predicted model, not a curated record. Gene Ontology annotation, molecular function: L-glutamine transmembrane transporter activity.